Molecule: messenger RNA, 4791 nt
Organism: Cicer arietinum (chickpea)
Lineage: Eukaryota; Viridiplantae; Streptophyta; Magnoliopsida; Fabales; Fabaceae
Product: pentatricopeptide repeat-containing protein At5g40410, mitochondrial
Biological process (GO): RNA modification
Cellular component (GO): intracellular membrane-bounded organelle
Molecular function (GO): RNA binding; zinc ion binding; protein binding
Source: RefSeq, a predicted model, not a curated record
AUUUCCAUUUUAUAACUCUUCUAGAGAACAAGGAUUUCAAAGUAAAUCAAGAGUUUCAUGGGCUACUCAAACUAGAGAUGUUUAGGUUCAUCAGUACCACAUUGAAGACUUGCAUGCUUCUACAACAUCCACCGAAACUUUUAACAUUCGAAUUUAUUUACCCUCUUUGUUCACUUCUCUCCCAAACCUCUCUCCAAUUCCAUGCCGUUUCCACACACUCUUAUGACCCUUUUAUCUCUACUCUUCUGUAUGCUCUGAAAUCUUCCUCAUCUGUUUCCAUCUGCAAGAUCAUUCAUGCCCAUGUGAUCAAAUCUCUUGAUUACCGAGAUGGGUUCAUAGGUGAUCAAUUGGUUUCUUGUUACCUCAAAUUGGGUGCUACCCAAGAUGCACAUUUGUUGUUUGAUGAAAUGCCAAACAAAGAUUUUGUCUCAUGGAACUCUUUGGUUUCUGGGUUUUCGAAAAGUGGACAACUUGGUUGCUGCUUGAGUGUGUUUUGCGCGAUGAAAUCUGAUUCAGAAUUGGAUAUGAGACUGAAUGAGCUUACUUUUAUAUCCGUUAUCUCAGCUUGUGUGUUGGCGAAAGCAAAGGAUGAAGGCUAUUAUGUUCAUUGUUGUGUUGUGAAAUUGGGUAUGGUGAUUGAGGUGAAGGUUGUUAAUGCUCUUGUUAAUAUGUAUGGGAAGUUUGGUUUUGUUGAAACUGCUUUCAACUUGUUUUGGGAAAUGCCUGAGAAGAGUAUGGUGUCUUGGAAUUCAAUUGUGGCUGUUUGUGCUCAAAAUGGAAUGGUUAAUGAGGCUUUUAAAUGUUUUGAUUUGAUGAGGGUUAAUGGUUUUUUUCCUGAUGAAGCUACAAUGGUGAGUUUGCUUCAAGCUUGUGAAAAUUUUCUUUUGGGAAGAUUGGUAGAGGCUGUACAUUGUUUAAUCUUUACUUGUGGUCUUGAUGAAAAUGUAACAAUCGUGACUACCCUUUUGAAUUUGUAUUCAAAGUUAGGGAGAUUGAGUGAUUCUCGUAAAGUAUUUGCGGAGGUACGUAAGCCUGAUAAAGUGGCACGGACUGCAAUGCUUGCAGGCUAUGCGAUGCAUGGGCACGGUAAAGAAGCGAUAGAGUUCUUCGAAAGGAUUGUGAGAGAAGAAGGCAUGGUGCCUGAUCAUGUUACUUUUACUCAUUUGUUAAGUGCGUGUAGCCAUUCAGGGCUUGUCGAGGAAGGAAAAUACUACUUCCAAAUCAUGUCUGAUGUUUACAAAGUUCAACCACGAUUGGAUCACUAUUCAUGUAUGGUUGAUCUUCUCGGUCGUUGUGGUCUACUCAAUGAUGCUCAUGAGUUGAUUAAGAACAUGCCGUUCGAGCCGAAUUCUGGAGUCUGGGGUGCCCUUCUUGGUGCUUGUAGGGUUCAUCGAAACAUUGACCUAGGGAAGGAAGCCGCGAAGAAUUUGAUUGCGUUAGAUUCGUCAGACCCUAGAAACUAUAUUAUGCUGUCUAACAUGUAUUCUGCUGCAGGUUUAUGGAGUGAUGCAUCAAAAGUAAGGACUUUAAUGAAAACUAAAGUUCUUACUAGAAAUCCUGGAUGUAGUUUUAUUGAACAUGGGAAUAAAAUCCACCGUUUCGUUGUUGAUGAUUACACUCACCCUGAUUCACAUAAAAUACACAAAAAGUUGGAAGAGAUUAUGCGAAAAAUUCGGGAGGUUGGAUUUGUGCCUGAAACAGAAUCCAUUCUCCAUAAUGUUGGUGAGGAGGUGAAAAUAGAUAUGAUCACCAAACAUAGUGAGAAGAUAGCUCUUGCAUACGGACUUUUGGUCAGUAGAGCAGAUACGCCAUUAGUUAUAAUAAAAAAUCUAAGAAUAUGCCGUGAUUGUCACAACACUGUAAAACUUGUGUCGAUGGUAGAAAAGCGUACUAUCAUUAUCCGAGAUACAAAGCGAUUUCACCUGUUCUCAGAUGGGUUAUGUUCAUGUGGUGAUUAUUGGUAGUGUGCAUCGUUAGAGAAAGAGUUUAGAAGAAAUCUGAAUGUGUUAUUCUGAUACAAGAAUACAUGAAUUACAUCAGGUGAAGUCUUAUUAUAGACUCGGAUGCUUACGCAAUUGGUUAAAAUUAUCCCAACUACCUAAGGAUAAUCAAUAAUUUUGAUCUUGAGCAAGUAUUUGGCAUGCAUGAAGAAGUGUAGAGAGAACCCUUUUUUUCCUAACAAAGAAGAGAUUAAGCUUCAUAUGUUUUGGUUCUGUGGAGCAGAGCCAACAUAGUGACCAAAAAUAUCACAAAAUUCAAUAGGUCUAGCUAUUGAAACAUGGAGUUUAUGAAAGAGAGAUUACACCCGAAAGUGAUUUAACUGCAGAUAGAGUCAAGCUGUGAAGUUCAACCUCAUAUAACACGGACACUUCAAAUUAAAGAUGUGUCCGGUGUCCGAGACCGACACAUGUUGUUGCGUUCAAUCACUUCCUUUUUGUCAAAUUAUUACUGAUGUUAGUGUCAGUAUGGUGUCUGGUACAUUUGUUUGUGCUUCAUAGCUACCAAAGGUUGCUUCUUAGACCACCAAGAUGUUAGUGUCAGUGUGGUGUCUGGUGUCUGUGUCGGUGCUUCAUAGCUACCAAAAAUUGCUUCUUAGACCACCAAGAUAUAAGAUUUGAGCUGAGGAAAAUAAGAACCAUAGGUAAACUGCCUAUCAUGUGGAUUGAUUAUUCAACAAGCAUUACAAAAGGAAUAGGCCUGUAAUGUUAAGGAGCAUACAAAAUUAGCGGGGAUAAAGAACAUAAGUUGAGAAAUGGUACCUUUAAGUGUCUUUUUGGAUGGAGUAGUUUUAGAGAGUAAUGUAUUUUUUGGAAGUAACUAAAAUGAUUCUGGUAAAAAUUCAUUUGUUGGAUAAUAAGUGCAGAGAUUUUUGAAGUUCUAUAAAUUUUAUAAAGAUUUUCACCUGUCAAUGAUUAUCUUGGUGAUUCUAAAAAUCUCUCUGAUUAGUUUACUUGGCUGCUGGAAAUUUGGGGAUUGUUUUGAUUGGACAACUUGCCAGCUUGGUAAGUUGAGUUACUGGACAACAAACUGACAGUAACAGUGUCUGUAUCCUUCCUUAAUAUAUGAAGAGAGUCAUAGUUUCAGUAUGCUAGAACAUGAUUUUUUUAGAAGCAAUUAUUAAUAUUAUAAUGAAAAGUCUAAUUUGAGUAUACAAUAUAUUACGAAAUCUAAUUAUGAUGACCAAUAUGCUUCUGGUACUUCCUCAUGUAUUAGACUCUCUUUCUUUGGGAUCAGAGUAGAAGAAUUUUUUUAUUUCUAAUGAUAUCUGCUCUGAUAUGUAACUGUUCUGUGACAACAUGCACACUUUUCUAUGCAUGUAUGUCUAUUUCCAUCCCUUUCUUAUACCAAAUUGUUUGACACCACAUACAUAUAUGCAAGAGGCAAUUUUGUUCACUAGGAGAAACUCAUUUACUAGUCGGUGAUGCGAUAGAAUAGAGUUAGAAGCGAAAACACGGAACUUAAGGGACUUUAGAGAGAAAAUUAUGGAAUUACUCUGACAUUAUUUGGAAAACGCUAAACUUCCCUUCUCUAGAGUUCUCCUUCCAUCCUCUAUCAUUUGCGAUUGUUUCAAAAUCUGCCCACUUUGUGCAGCUGCGUCUUCUCCACAGCAUAUCAAGUAUGUUUUCUUCUACUUCUAUAUUAUCUGAUUUUUCCCCAUUUGGUUUUAGGCUUUCUAUGUGAGUUUUUCUUCCUGAUAUGAUAUCUGUUCAUUGUUGUUAUCCUCUUAUUUGGGUUGUGCAUUAGUUUAAUUUUGACAAUAAGAGAUUUUGUGGGUUUUGGUCUGUUAGUACCCAAAAGUACCUUCCUUAAAGGACAUAACUCAUUACUACAGGAGAAACGCAUUACAACUCAACCAACAAAAUUGGCUUGCUAAGCUAUUGUGUUAUAUCUAUGAUAUCAUCUACAAAAUGGGUGCAUCCAAUAAAGUAGCUGAUGCUUUAUCUAGGAGGGAAGAAGAUAAGGAUCUCAAGGUCAUUUCUUAACCAUUAUGACAAGAUUUUCCUGCCCUACUGCUGAGGACAGACUAUGUUACAAAUGAAGGUUGGUGCUGCCAUCAAAGUCUGCAUGGGUUCCUAAGCUGCAACAUCCUGCCUCAGCUUGAAUUCAUCCAGUUUUUCACGUGUCUCAAUUGAAGAGGGUUGUGGGUAACCAUCAUCACAUCACACCAGAUUUUCCUUCUGACUUGCAAUCUGACGGGGAUUUUUCUGAAUCCUGAAGCCAUCCUUAGUACAAGACAGACAACAGGUAGAGCGACACCAACACCACAACUUCUUAUACAAUGGCAAGUAAAAUCUGUGGAGGAGACUACUUGGGAGGAUCAAGCCACCAUUCAAUAGAACUUUCCUGACUUCAAUUUUGAGGACAAGGUUGUUAAGGGGUGGAUGGUAUUGUUAGUACCAAAAUAUACCUUCCUUAAAGAACAAAACUUUCACAGUUUAUUACAGAAAAAAAGGGAAAUGUGUGGGUAAUUAAUUCUUCUAGUUUGCUGUUAGUAUUAGUUAGGUUAGUUAGUUAGGAGUUGUUAUUUGUAAUCUGGCCCUAUGAUCUAUAAAUAGGGUCAAACUCCUCCUAUAGGAGUUAGGAUUUUACUUUGUUGAAACAUGUAAACUAGAGAGUGCUCUAGUUGGAGCGGGUUAGAAUUCUGUUGUGUAUCUUAUAUUUUGGUUAUCAAUAAAGCUACAGAGAUGAAUAAACUCCCUUUCCUCUAUUGAUUAGAUUGAGAAACCUAACAGGAUCUUACAGUAUAUAAGAGCAAAUGGGGGCGAUAAUCAAAAUUUUAAUUUCUCUGAA